GGUUUUCAUUGGCUCUCUUUUCCCUCGAUCCAUCGUUUCAUUAGAUAAACCCUCUACCUCUCUGAGAGCUUCAAGGUAAAACCCAAUAGAAUAGAAAUGGCGAGAGUGGCUUGCAGUAACCUAAUCCCCGCCUUACCUCUUCUUCCAUCGAAAUCACCAUCAUCAUUUCUCUGCACUAAUUCUUCUUUGUUCGCUAAGAGCUCCCAAUUUAUGGGUGCUUUAGGGAUCAACAGGUGGUUUUCCUCUUCUUCGAAGAUAAGUAUGAGCUUGAAAGCCGGCAUCGUUGGUCUCCCUAACGUCGGAAAAUCCACCCUAUUCAACGCUGUUGUUGAGAAUGGAAAAGCUCAGGCAGCUAAUUUCCCUUUCUGUACAAUAGAGCCAAAUGUAGGAACUGUUGCGGUUCCAGAUCCGCGACUCAAUGUGCUCUCUGAUCUUAGCAAGUCUCAGCGAGCAGUCCCAGCUUCCAUAGAAUUUGUGGAUAUUGCUGGACUCGUGAAGGGCGCCAGUCAGGGAGAGGGGCUUGGUAAUAAGUUCUUAUCACAUAUUCGUGAGGUUGAUUCUAUUCUUCAGGUUGUACGCUGUUUUGAAGAUAAUGAUAUCGUUCAUGUGAAUGGCAAAGUCGAUCCUAAGUCUGAUAUUGAUGUAAUCAACCUGGAGCUCAUUUUCUCAGAUUUGGACCAGAUUGAGAAAAGAUUAGAGAAGCUUAGAAAAGGGAAGGCAAAGGAUUCACAAUCUAAACUCAAGGAGGAAGCAGAAAAGUCUGCUUUGGAAAGGAUUCAGGGGGCACUUAUGGAUGGAAAGCCGGCACGAUCUGUAGCAUUAUCUGAUUUUGAAAAUGAUGCCGUAAAGCAUCUCUGCUUGCUUACCAUUAAGCCAGUCAUAUAUGUGGCAAAUGUUUCAGAAUCAGACCUAGCUUCUCCUGAAAAUAACCCACAUGUGAAGGAAGUGAUGAAUCUCGCAUCUCAGUUGCAAUCUGGACUGGUUGCAAUUUCAGCACAGGUUGAGUCAGAGCUAACUGAACUGCCAUCUGAAGAGAGAACAGAAUAUUUGAAAUCACUUGGUGUAAGUGACAGUGGCCUUGGGAACCUUAUUAGGGCAACAUACAACCUUUUGGGGCUACGGACAUACUUUACUUCUGGUGAAAAGGAAACAAAAGCAUGGACCAUAUUAGCAGGAAUGACUGCACCUCAAGCUGCUGGGGUGAUACACUCUGACUUUGAGAAAGGUUUCAUUCGAGCUGAAACGGUGUCCUAUGAUGAUUUUGUUGCUGCUGGUUCAUUAGCAGCAGCAAGGGAAAAAGGACUGUUGAGAUCCGAGGGCAAAGAUUACAUGGUUGAAGAAGGAGAUGUCAUGCUAUUUCGCUUCAACGUUUAACAUAGGUACCAUUGAAGAUGAAUGUAUCUUAUUGCUUUUGUCUAUCCAAUCAAAAUCAUUAUAUAGCAGCCGCAGAAGGCAAUGAAGUAUUUUUUCAUUAAUCUCUGAAAGAAGGGGUCCAAGAAUUCAAUGGACUAAGAUCAUUGUCAGUGGGAUGCUAAUGGAAUGGACUACAUGGUUAAUUACUCUUUUCAUUACCAUGAUCAUAAGAAAACCACAGAUUUUGCUCAUUAACAAUAUGAUUCGUGAAGUAGCCUGAUAUUUGUUUUAGAAAUUGAUUUUUCCACAUAUAGGUUGGAUGUGCCCACCUGCUGGGUUGUCACUUUGUCAUUAGUUUAUAGGUAAUUUUGGGAACAUGUAUAAUACCGAAUAAUAUAUAUUUACUUGAGUUCAUUUGAGUAGAGUUGGAGAGAGACACAUAUUGCUUAUUCAAAAAGAAACAAUACAAGGGGAAGAAUUCUUUAAA
Hevea brasiliensis (rubber tree) is the source of this 1840-nucleotide messenger RNA. RefSeq lists its product as uncharacterized. The record is from RefSeq and is a predicted model, not a curated record. Gene Ontology annotation, molecular function: ATP binding; ATP hydrolysis activity; GTP binding. The transcript is spliced from 11 exons. Bases 97 to 1374 code for a protein of 425 amino acids. NCBI's taxonomy places the organism in Eukaryota, Viridiplantae, Streptophyta, Magnoliopsida, Malpighiales, Euphorbiaceae. Gene Ontology annotation, cellular component: cytoplasm.